UAAAAGGAGACAGAACAAAUCAGUACUUCAUUAUGUAUGUAAAAUACCCUUACAACACAGGGGAGAACCCUACUUUUUAGAUAAACAGGGAGCUCAGAGUCUCCUGCCUCCAUAGGAGAGACAGAACAAUGGAUGGCUCUUGAAGUUACCUGGAACUCAAAAGACUUCAGGGGCAUAACUGGUGUCUCUCUUGCUAAGGAUUUAUGCUUGUCUGCUACUUCAGUUACUAUCCACUAUAUCACAAGUGGAUCUACACUGAGAUGCUUAAAAGAUCUGAACGAGAACUUUCUUUAAAAAAUAAAAUAAACAUGCUUGUUGCUGAAAAAGAAACAAACUUGGGCACAAAAAGAUUUUCAAAAAGAAGGUUUGAACAAUUAUUAGCAUCAGAGGACGAAUCUGCUGCUGAAGAUGUUCAGGCUAAAUCACGGAAAACAAUACGCAAAGAGGCAGAAAUAGUUGCUGCUAAGCAGUUAGUUAAUGGUGUGAAGGACAACCAAGGUGAUGAUGAAGCUCCAGAAACACGCCGAAGAAUGGAAGGCCGUAUUAGGAAAUUAGAAGAAGAGAACAAACAACUGAGGCAGUUGAUUGUUACAGACUUGCCUGGUAUUUUAGAUACUUUGAAAACAACAACAGAGCAGCUGAUAGCACUGAAGAAUGAUGGGGGCAGUUGUUUGGGUCCAUCCUCUUCAUCAGAAUCCAUCUCAUCUCAAGAGUUGCACUCCUCUCAAAAUCAAGCCGCAUCCUCUAAGCCUAAACGGAUGGAGCUUCAUCCUGGUACCAGGGUGUAUUUGUCUGCGCCGCAGUGGGCGGCCGCUCAGCAAUGUAGUACAGCGUCUGCAUUUGUUAGAGCGGUUAUCAUGUGUUUAUUUGACACUGACACAUUACUAAAAAGCAAUUUCAAAGGUGGUGCCUCCAAGCGUCUGACAGAUGGAGAGAAACGGGUGCCAUUAGACCCUGUGAAAACAUCAGCUCUGACAGCUGCAACUUUAGAAAAAUUUCCGGGGACUUCAAAAGGUGUCAUAAGUGAUGCCGUCAACAGGAAAAUUGCAGAAUUAAAAUUUCGACUGAAGGAAACGGUGAAGACCUCAGCAGAUUUACAGAAAUAAUUUUUAUAAUGCAAUUAAGUUUCAAAA
Bufo bufo (common toad) is the source of this 1133-nucleotide messenger RNA. RefSeq lists its product as uncharacterized. Lineage: Eukaryota; Metazoa; Chordata; Amphibia; Anura; Bufonidae. The coding region runs from base 204 to 1106 and encodes 300 amino acids. The transcript has 6 exons. The record is from RefSeq and is a predicted model, not a curated record. Gene Ontology annotation, molecular function: DNA binding.